Molecule: messenger RNA, 1092 nt
Organism: Toxotes jaculatrix (banded archerfish)
Lineage: Eukaryota; Metazoa; Chordata; Actinopteri; Toxotidae
Product: urotensin-2 receptor
Exons: 1
Coding region: 1-1092 (363 amino acids)
Biological process (GO): blood vessel diameter maintenance; neuropeptide signaling pathway; regulation of blood pressure
Cellular component (GO): membrane
Molecular function (GO): urotensin II receptor activity
Source: RefSeq, a predicted model, not a curated record
AUGAAUAACAAGUCUAUCAAUUUAAACACGGGUCCGCCGCGGGUCGGCGGUGGCGGCGGCUCCGGGACUGUGGAUCAUGAACUCGUUAUCACCUCUACUUUCGGGACGCUUCUCUCCGUUGUCUAUAUAAUCGGAGUGUCGGGGAAUGUGUACACACUGGUGGUGAUGUGUCACUCGAUCCGCUUCGCCACUUCCAUGUACAUCUCCAUCAUCAACCUGGCUCUGGCGGACCUGCUCUACCUUUCCACCAUCCCCUUCGUGGUGUCCACCUACUUCCUAAAGGACUGGUACUUCGGGGAUGUGGGCUGCCGCAUCCUGCUCAGCCUGGACCUCCUCACCAUGCACGCCAGCAUCUUCACCCUCACUGUCAUGUGCACGGAGCGCUAUCUUGCCGUCACCAAGCCGCUGGACACGGUGAGACGCUCCAAGAGUUACCGCAAAGCUCUGGCGUGGGGUGUAUGGCUGCUCUCUCUGUUCCUCACGGUGCCCAUGAUGAUAAUGGUCGCCCAGACCACUAAGAACACGCCGGACGGGGGUGUGAAGAGGAUGUGCGCGCCCACCUGGGCGCCCAUGGCUUACAAAGUGUACGUGACCGUCUUGUUUGGCACCAGCAUCAUGGCACCGGGGCUCAUUAUCGGUUACCUGUACGUCAAGUUAGCCCGCACUUACUUAGAGUCCCAGCGCAACUCUGUGAUCAGCAAAGGCAGCAAGCGAUCACCUAAGCAGAAGGUGCUGAUAAUGAUCUUCACCAUCGUGCUGGUCUUCUGGGCUUGUUUCCUGCCGUUCUGGAUCUGGCAGCUGCUGCCUCUGUACCACGCCAAGCCGCUGAGUCUGGCCUCGCAGACACACACCUGCAUCAACUACCUGGUGGCGAGCCUCACUUACAGCAACAGUUGCAUCAACCCUUUCCUCUACACGCUCCUCACCAAGAACUACAGGGAAUACCUGAAGAACAGGCACAGGAGCUUCUACAGGUACACGUCCUCGUUUAAGCAGCGGCCACCCAGCCUCUACUCAUCGGGGAAGUCUGCAUCCUCCAGCAAUCAGUUUGAGUUCAACUCCGAGACGCUGGUCAUGGGGACGCUGAAGUGA